Messenger RNA from Acomys russatus (golden spiny mouse), 943 nucleotides. It is a transcript of the gene Rab32, whose product is annotated as RAB32, member RAS oncogene family. Gene Ontology annotation, biological process: vesicle-mediated transport. Lineage: Eukaryota; Metazoa; Chordata; Mammalia; Rodentia; Muridae. The record is from RefSeq and is a predicted model, not a curated record. The transcript is spliced from 3 exons. The coding region runs from base 16 to 909 and encodes 297 amino acids. Gene Ontology annotation, molecular function: GTP binding; GTPase activity. Gene Ontology annotation, cellular component: trans-Golgi network; vesicle; Golgi apparatus.
ACCUCCUGGCUCCCUAUGCGGUCUGAGGCCAGCAGGGGGCGCCGUGGACCGCAAGGGGUGGUGCUGAAAGAGGAAGUGUUCCCACAAGGCUCGCCCACCGCAGGGUGCACCCAGACUCUCCAGGGCCAGUUGUGCUCAGUCGGUUCCGGGUCCGGUGACUCGCGUGACAGCAUCGCCGGGUGUGCGGACGGAGGAUCUGCCCUGCUGGCCUUGAGAGAAGUUUCUACCGUUGCUCCCAUGGCGAGCGAGAGACUACGGCAACAGGGGGCUACGACCACCGCGGCUCCGGAGACCCGCGAACACCUCUUCAAAGUGUUGGUCAUUGGCGAGCUCGGCGUGGGCAAGACCAGCAUCAUCAAGCGCUAUGUGCACCAGCUCUUCUCCCAGCACUACCGAGCCACCAUUGGAGUGGACUUCGCCCUCAAAGUCCUCAACUGGGACAGCAGGACGCUCGUGCGCCUGCAGCUGUGGGACAUAGCGGGGCAGGAGCGGUUUGGCAACAUGACCCGAGUGUACUACAAGGAAGCUCUGGGAGCAUUUGUCGUCUUUGAUCUCUCAAGAAGCUCCACAUUUGAGGCAGUCUUAAAGUGGAAAAGUGAUCUGGAUAGUAAAGUUCAUCUUCCCAAUGGCAGCCCCAUUCCUGCUGUCCUCCUAGCUAACAAAUGUGACCAGAAGAAGGACACCAGCCAAAGUCCUUCCCAGAUGGACCAAUUCUGUAAAGACCAUGGCUUCACUGGAUGGUUUGAAACCUCUGCCAAGGAUAACAUAAACAUCGACGAGGCCACGCGGUUCCUGGUGGGAAACAUGCUUGCAAACCAGCAAAGCUUUCCUAAUGAAGAAAACGACAAGGACAAAAUUAAAUUGGUCGAUGAGCCUAUCACAACCAAACCCCAGUCUCAGUGCUGCUGACGUGUGUCUGUAGUCCGCGUGCUGUCUCCUUGGU